GAGAGGAGCCCUCCAAGGGGCCCAGAGAGCCUCAGAGCCCACGAGGCAGCCAAGGGAGAGGAGGCCUGAGGUGCAGGGUGAGCACCAGCCAGCCAUGGCCACAGCUGAGACUGCCUUGCCCUCCAUCAGCACGCUGACGACCCUGGGCCCCUUCCCGGACACCCAGGAGGACUUCCUUAAGUGGUGGCGUUCCGAGGAGGCACAGGACAUGGGUCCGGGUCCCCCCGACCACACGGGGCCACCCCUUUACGUGGGCAUGGAGUCGGAAGACCAGCCUAGGGAGAAUGAGGACAAUGAGAAGGACGCGGCCGCCGACUGGGACCUGAGUCUUUUGCUCACCAACUUUCCGGGCCCGGAGCCGGGCGGUGAGCCCCGGACCUGUGCUCUGACGUCCAGUGAGGGCCCCGGGGCGCAAUUCCCACCGCCGCCUGAGACUCUGGGCCCGUAUGCCGGCGGCUCGGAGUUUUCGGCUGGGCUCUUGGGCUCCGAGGAGCAGGCAGGCUGGAUUCGCCCUGCCCAGGGGGCGACAGCUCCCAACCCCUUAGUGGCACCAGCCCUGGCCCCGGCCCCCGAGCCCAAGGCACUGCAGCUGCAGCCAAUGUACCCAGGGUCAGGUGCGGGCUCCUCGGGUAGCUACUUCCCGCGGACCGGGUUUUCAGUGCCCGCGGCUCCGGGCGCCCCCUACGGGCUGCUAUCGGGGUAUCCCGCGCUGUACCCAGCGCCGCAGUAUCAAGGGCACUUCCAGUUCUUCCCCGGUCUCCCGGCGCCUUCGCCUGCCCCGGUCGCGACCCCAUCCUAUCUGAAUUGCCUGGGACCCGGGACGGUGGGCACAGGACUCGGGGGCUCCGCAGGAGACUCAGGAGUAACUACAGACGUCGCUCCAUCAAAGCGCAGUCGGCGCCCGUGGACGCACAAGAGGCAGGCUGCGCACACGUGCGCGCACCCGGGGUGCGGCAAGAGCUACACCAAGAGCUCCCACCUGAAGGCGCAUCUGCGCACGCACACGGGAGAGAAGCCAUAUGCCUGCUCGUGGGAUGGCUGCGGCUGGAAGUUUGCACGCUCUGAUGAGCUGACCCGCCACUUCCGGAAACACACAGGACUGCGUCCCUUCAGCUGCCAGUUCUGCCCGCGUGCUUUUUCACGCUCUGACCACCUAGCCUUGCACAUGAAGCGCCACCUUUAAGCCCUGCCCUGGUACUUGGAUCUUGCCGGGAACUGGGGAAUGUAAAAAGUGGAUCCAUGCAGGGUUGUUUUCCCAAGGACAGAGGACCCUUGUUUGGACUCCACAAAUCCACGGAAAGAUCAAGAACUGACACAGACAAACCUAAGGGAGUCUCCAACCAAAGGGAGCCACACAGAAAUAUCUAACAGUCACACAGACCCAGCGCAACAGACCAUCAAAUAAAUGGGACUCAGACCAGCUUGCAGGAAGCCCUGGACAGCGGGAGGUGGGUGGUGUGAGGUUUCCCAGAGACCUAGGGCCUGCAAGGGAGCUUCAUGCCAAUACUCCUGAAGCUCCACAUCAGUUGGGAAUGGUUAUGGGUCCUAUAAAAAUGCCCUUCCUAUAUAAA
This is a messenger RNA of Marmota monax (woodchuck), 1571 nucleotides long. RefSeq names its product KLF transcription factor 1 (gene Klf1). The record is from RefSeq and is a predicted model, not a curated record. Lineage: Eukaryota; Metazoa; Chordata; Mammalia; Rodentia; Sciuridae. Gene Ontology annotation, biological process: regulation of transcription by RNA polymerase II. Gene Ontology annotation, molecular function: DNA-binding transcription factor activity, RNA polymerase II-specific; RNA polymerase II cis-regulatory region sequence-specific DNA binding. Bases 95 to 1183 code for a protein of 362 amino acids. The transcript is spliced from 3 exons.